This is a messenger RNA of Rubroshorea leprosula, 730 nucleotides long. The record is from the annotation of a GenBank genome assembly. Lineage: Eukaryota; Viridiplantae; Streptophyta; Magnoliopsida; Malvales; Dipterocarpaceae.
GGUUCAACCAAUUAAUUAAGUAGCACCAUUUCAUUCGUGCAGUCGUUUUCCUCAUCCUUGCCCUUUUCCUCUGUUUCUGCACAGGACAUUUAAGGCCACAGAUAUGGAGGAGAAUGAGAUCAAUCAAAAACGAAAUCACAAACGAGGAUCCAGUGCUUCAAAUGGAGGAAAGAAAGCGACCAAGGAAAAGCCUCAGAACUCUGCUCUCCGUUGCUGCACCAACUCCGCUGUGGCAAUGAAAACUUGUAAGGCCCGUGGCAGAAAGAAUAUUGAGACUUUUAGGCCCAAGCUCAAGACUCUGGUGGAGAACAUGGAAGCCAAAGCGGCAGAGAUGCGCCGUGAGAGAGAGGAGAUGCUGGAAAUCUCAGCUGCUGCUGGAGAGAUAAAAUUAAAGCUGGACCUGUUGAAGAUUUCAAUUAACCAGAACACCGUUGAGAUGAUUCGAAUCACAGAAGAUGUGAACAAGCUUGCGGAGAUUCUGCUACUUCAGCUUAAUUAAUUAGCUGAGAAAUAAGAAUAAAGGGAUGAGGGAAAAAAAAAAAAUGAUACAUAAUCAGUUUACUUUGCUUAUCUGGUGUGCAAAGUGUGUGGUGUGAUCGUAAAAUUAAGUUGGGUUUCAGUUUGGAGUGUGCUUAAUGUGAAUUGAAGUGGAGUUGAAUAAAGAGUUUGUAGAAUUCAUUUCAAAUUUUACAACUCUUAUGUUUGGUUUGAUUAAAAUCUAUACAAUUAA